Akanthomyces muscarius is the source of this 828-nucleotide messenger RNA. RefSeq lists its product as uncharacterized. The record is from RefSeq and is a predicted model, not a curated record. The transcript has 3 exons. Gene Ontology annotation, molecular function: O-methyltransferase activity. Lineage: Eukaryota; Fungi; Ascomycota; Sordariomycetes; Hypocreales; Cordycipitaceae. Bases 1 to 828 code for a protein of 275 amino acids.
AUGUCGACUCCUGUCAACUUCAAUCCAUCCAAGGCAUAUGCUCAGCAAGAGGAAGUGUACUUCAACGACGGAAGGGAAGCACAACUACUUCACCAUAUCCAAUCACGAUCGGACGUCGAUAAAUUGAUAGGGUCUCCCAAGAAAGUCCUCGCCGCUAUCGAUGAAUUUGGGCGUCGGCAGAAAUAUCUGAUGAAUGUCGGUGAGGACAAAGGAGGCAUAGUGACCAAGUUGAUCCACGAGACGCGCCCAAGAGUGAUGAUUGAGCUCGGUGGCUACGUUGGAUACUCAGCUAUCCUAUUCGGCGACGCAGCGCGAACCGCCGGCGCCCAAGAAUACCUCUGCCUCGAGAGCAAUGCCGAAUUUGCCACCGUUGCAAGGUCUCUCAUUGACCUUGCCGGGCUUGCUUCGUUUGUAAAGAUUAUUGUCGGGUCUAGCAGCGACUCGCUCCGCACGCUGCACGCUUCUGGCAAGCUGUCGCACAUUAACUUUUUGUUCCUGGACCACUACAAGCCUGCCUAUCUGCCCGAUCUGCAGCUGUGCGAGCACCUGGGUCUCAUCAGAAAUGGCACCGUCAUUGCGGCGGACAAUGUCAUCAAGCCAGGCAAUCCUCCGUACUUGGCGUAUGUGAGGAGCGAUGUAGAGAGCAAGAAGCGGGCGUAUGCUUCGGAUCCGCAGGCAACAAGUGCGACCGACAGUACUGUUCGGGGGAAUCCCAACCUUGUCUACCAAAGCGAGCUGUUUCAAAGUUUCGAACCGACUGGCAUGCCGGACGGUAUCGAGGUAACUAUGUGUCUCGGUUUGGAUGAUGCGCUCUCCUCAGGGGUCUGA